Messenger RNA from Paramuricea clavata, 151 nucleotides. The record is from the annotation of a GenBank genome assembly. Lineage: Eukaryota; Metazoa; Cnidaria; Anthozoa; Malacalcyonacea; Plexauridae.
AUGGCAAACAAGAAUCUGGAAAGCGAAAAGAGCUGCCUGUUGACAGCUCUUAAAUUAAUACAAAAUGACCACCAACAAACGUGCACGAAAACAAUUGUGGAAAAUGACGGCGAGAAUAAUGUGGAAUUGGUUUGCAAAGCAAUAGAGGGAA